This is a messenger RNA of Zasmidium cellare ATCC 36951, 1107 nucleotides long. RefSeq lists its product as uncharacterized. The coding region runs from base 1 to 1107 and encodes 368 amino acids. The transcript has 2 exons. The record is from RefSeq and is a predicted model, not a curated record. Lineage: Eukaryota; Fungi; Ascomycota; Dothideomycetes; Mycosphaerellales; Mycosphaerellaceae.
AUGGGUUGUUUGUUGGACGUGGGCACGUCAGACCAGCGAUCCGUGAGUCCGCAGUCCGUGGCUGAGAUGGAGCCCAGUCGACCUGUCGCCAAUGCUGGUACUGAGCACCCCGAGCCUGAUACACGGCGAAACCUCGCCGAGGACGAGGUCGACGAUUCGCGGUGGGAGAGCACCGAGUAUGUAGCAGCUCGCCGGCGGGCUGCAGUCGAUCGGCGGUGGGAAUGGAAGAGUUGGCAGCGGAGCGAGCUGGGGACGAGUCGCAGCGAGGGCCGAAGCAGGUUGACAGCGCGCCGAAUCAGGCAGAUGACAGCACUCAGUCAGUCCCAAACCGUGGGGCGGUCGAUGUGGCGUCGGGCGUCGUUGGUGGUGGAGGAAGAGGGGAUAGUGUGCGGUGGAGAGAGAAGGGAGAAACGAAAACAAGAGGCGUCUCGUUCAGCUCAUCAGACAAACACAGCGACAGCGCCAGUCUGCUGCGAGAUGAUUAUUAGACUACCGGCCGGCCGCUGGCUUCUCACUGACUGCAAGCCCGUCACUCAGUCAUUGCGUGGUUCCUGCAGUCCGAGGAAGAGACACGCUGCGUCAUGCUUCUGCGCCAGUAGGAAAGCAGCGCAAAUGGCUGCCAGCCAAGCUCUUCCGGCCCACCCGCCUGAGGAUCUCCAGGCACUGCGGCCUGCCCAGACUUGGGGGAGAUGCGCCAGACUCACGGCAGCGUGGGCUGUCGUGUGCUCUGCUGAGGGAGGGAGCGGCGGUGGUGGUGCUGUGGUUGCCGGCGACGAAGCCUGCCGACUCCGCAACCCAUGCCAUGCUCAGCGAUGCCAUCCCGCCCGAGACGCACUCGCCGCUCGUGUCAGGCAGUCUGACGACGAGGUGUCAAAUACUGCCCGCCAGCCCUUUGCACUGCCUGCCGACGAUCCGACUCGACUAAUAGACCGCCCUGUCCGUCUGCUUGCCGUGAUGCGCGACCAGGAUUGUCACCAGAUGCGCCGCUUGGCAGACCAUCCGCGCCCGUCACGCGAUACGAUACUCUACGCAGUCUGUACAGCACGAGAGCGCAUCUCGAGGAUGCCGCGGGCACUGCCAUACUGCCACGGCUGCCGAGAGGAAUGA